Sardina pilchardus (European sardine) is the source of this 1076-nucleotide messenger RNA. Its product is annotated as tetraspanin-16-like. The record is from RefSeq and is a predicted model, not a curated record. Gene Ontology annotation, cellular component: plasma membrane. The coding region runs from base 120 to 923 and encodes 267 amino acids. The transcript is spliced from 8 exons. Lineage: Eukaryota; Metazoa; Chordata; Actinopteri; Clupeiformes; Clupeidae.
GCCUUAAAUGAGCUGACUAAAAUUAAUAUCAUUGACUUUACUUCAUUUACUGAAUGUCGGACCGUCUUUAUUGUCGCUGAUAAUGUGAACAUUCCUAAACCUUUACUUGGCUUGCAAAGAUGGCUGGUCAUCGCACAUACUUAUGUAUGAAGUAUUCAAUGGUAUUUUCCUGUGCAGUGAUAUUCCUGAGUGGAAUGUUGCUGGUCGGCCUGGGUGCAUGGAUGAGAUACGGUGCGGCCUCACUGGUCGACUUGAUGGGCCAUUAUUCUAUGCAGCUUAUCAACCUCAGCUACAUCUGCAUUGCUAUGGGCUCCAUCGUCAGCCUCACCAGUAUCAUGGGGUGUGCAGGGGCCUGCAGAGAGAAUCGCUGCCUCCUGUCAAUGUUCUUUAUCAUUAUGAUGAAGUGGGUUGUUGCACAGACCGUCGGUGUAUUUGUUGUGAUGGUGUACAGUCGUUCAGUGGGGUUCAUGCUGAAUGAUGCCUUUAAGGACUCCUUGGUGAAGUUUUACCUGGGAGUAUCUGCUUCAGACCCCAUAUCCACAGCAUGGAAUGUUGUCAUGACCAAGUUCAGUUGCUGUGGCUUUAAAAACAUGACCGCCGACUUUGUGGGGUCCGCGUUCACUCAGACCACAGGGCUGGCUUACCCAAAGACCUGCUGUGCCAACAUAACCUCUGCCUCCUGUGAUGGCGUCACCAUUGUCCCCAACCUUAUCCACCCCGAGGGCUGUUUUGACAAAGUCAUUAAUGUGAUCAAGAGAGAGAGUACAGUAUUGGGAGCAGCUGUAGGAAGCAUGGGUGUGAUUGAGAUUGGAUCCCUGAUGCUGUCCAUGAUUCUGUUCAUGAAGCUGGGCAGCAUGCAGUACGAAGUUCAAGAGCGGAAACGUAGGGUCAGGCCACAACCAUCUGAGCACAGAGAGCCAUAGAAUUAAGGCUGUUACACAAAAGAAAUCACCAUGACUAAGGUCAGAUCAGAGUGAUGAAGCAACAAAGUAUUACAUUUCUUGCUCAGAUUUCUCAACUACAUUUGUUAUGUAUACACAUUGUUUGAGACAGAUUAAAACUUUUUUUUUGUGGGA